Messenger RNA from Acinonyx jubatus (cheetah), 2424 nucleotides. It is a transcript of the gene ACTL6A, whose product is annotated as actin like 6A. NCBI's taxonomy places the organism in Eukaryota, Metazoa, Chordata, Mammalia, Carnivora, Felidae. Gene Ontology annotation, biological process: regulation of transcription by RNA polymerase II; nervous system development. The record is from RefSeq and is a predicted model, not a curated record. The transcript has 14 exons. Gene Ontology annotation, molecular function: chromatin binding. Gene Ontology annotation, cellular component: NuA4 histone acetyltransferase complex; SWI/SNF complex. Bases 689 to 1852 code for a protein of 387 amino acids.
UGGCGCUGGGCUCAAACUCAUGGACUGUGAGAUCAUGACCUGAGCUGCAGUCAGACGCUCCUGAUCUGUUUUCUAAGAAAAAUUGGUAUGAUGUAAAAGCAUCACCUGUGUUCAGUAUGAGAAAUAUUGGAAAAACAUUAGUCACAAGAACUCAAGGAAUCAAAAUUGUAUCUGAUUGCCUAAGGGUCAUAUUUUUGAAGUGAGCCUUCUGCAGAGUGAUGAAGUUGGCAUUUAGAAAAUUUAAGCUAAUACUGAGGAUGUUCAGGGCAAAAACUGCCUGACUAAUUUCCAUGCCAUGGAUUUUACCCAUGACAAAAUGUGCUUCAUGGUCAAAAAAACGGCAAACCAUGGUUGAAACUCCUGUUGAGGUCAAGGUUGCCGAUGGUUAUUUGCUUCAUUUAGUUUGUGUUGGUUUUACCGAAACAGGCAACAAUCCAAUUCGGAAGACCUCUUAUGCUCAGUACCAACAGGUCCACCAAAUCCAGAAAAUGAUGAUGGAGGUUAUGACCUGAGGUGUGCAGACAAAUGACUUGAAAGAAGUGGUAAAUAUGUUGAUUCCAGACACCAUCAGAAAAGAUCUAAACAAGAUGAGGUUGGAGCUCUUGUUUUUGACAUUGGAUCCUAUACUGUGAGAGCUGGUUAUGCUGGUGAGGACUGUCCCAAGGUGGAUUUCCCCACAGCUAUUGGUAUGGUGGUAGAAAGAGAUGAUGGAAGCACACUGAUGGAAAUAGAUGGUGAUAAAGGCAAACAAGGCGGCCCCACCUAUUACAUAGAUACUAAUGCCCUGCGCGUUCCCAGGGAGAAUACGGAGGCCAUUUCACCACUAAAAAAUGGGAUGGUUGAAGAUUGGGAUAGUUUCCAGGCUAUUUUGGAUCAUACCUACAAAAUGCAUGUCAAGUCAGAAGCCAGCCUGCAUCCUGUUCUCAUGUCAGAAGCACCGUGGAAUACUAGAGCAAAGAGAGAGAAACUGACAGAGUUAAUGUUUGAACACUACAACAUCCCUGCAUUCUUCCUUUGCAAAACUGCAGUUUUGACAGCAUUUGCUAAUGGUCGUUCCACGGGUCUUAUUUUGGACAGUGGAGCCACUCAUACCACUGCAAUUCCAGUCCAUGAUGGCUAUGUCCUUCAGCAAGGCAUCGUGAAAUCCCCUCUUGCUGGAGACUUUAUUACUAUGCAAUGCAGAGAACUCUUCCAAGAAAUGAAUAUAGAACUGAUUCCUCCAUAUAUGAUUGCAUCAAAAGAAGCUGUUCGUGAAGGAUCUCCAGCAAAUUGGAAAAGAAAAGAGAAGUUGCCACAGGUUACAAGGUCUUGGCACAACUACAUGUGUAAUUGUGUUAUCCAGGAUUUUCAAGCUUCAGUACUUCAAGUAUCAGAUUCAACCUAUGAUGAACAAGUAGCUGCACAGAUGCCAACUGUUCAUUAUGAAUUCCCCAACGGGUACAACUGUGACUUUGGAGCAGAGCGGUUAAAGAUUCCUGAAGGGUUGUUUGACCCUUCCAACGUAAAGGGAUUAUCAGGAAAUACAAUGCUGGGAGUCAGUCACGUUGUCACUACAAGCGUUGGAAUGUGUGAUAUUGACAUCAGACCAGGUCUCUAUGGCAGUGUUAUAGUGGCUGGAGGAAACACGCUAAUACAGAGCUUUACUGACAGGUUGAAUAGAGAGCUCUCUCAGAAAACUCCCCCAAGUAUGCGGUUGAAAUUGAUUGCAAAUAAUACAACAGUAGAACGGAGGUUUAGUUCAUGGAUUGGUGGCUCCAUUCUAGCAUCUUUGGGCACCUUUCAACAGAUGUGGAUUUCCAAACAAGAAUAUGAAGAAGGAGGGAAGCAGUGUGUAGAAAGGAAAUGCCCUUGAGGAGAGUUCCCAGACCUCUGACUUCCCGUGUCACCUUAAGUUCCACAGCUUUAGUGUACUCAGGAAAAGAGUGACCAUCUUUUGUAGAAUGUUUAUACAUUUUUGCAUAUUUCAAUUUCCACUUAAAUUUUUUAAGGCUUUAACUGGCUCUAUAAAUUAAGAUAAGUUUGUGCUUUCCUUGAAAUGCACUUAUUCUUAUUACAAGCAUUUUAUAAUUUUGUAUAAAUGUCUAUUUUCUCUAAAUAUUUUGCUUUCAGUAAAAUGCUUUUCAACUCUGUUUAGUAUAUUAAUUACCAGUGAUUGGUAGAAUUGGUUUUUAUUGACUAGUAAAAUUUACUGCCUAUGCUUUUUACCUUAGGCUUGCAAAAUUAAAUAAAAGUUAUUAGCCAUUAGAAAUGUUUUGAAUUAUUGUUGUGUUGUGACUUAACUACUUUAAGUUUUACUAAAUAUAUUUAUAUUAUUUUGAGUGAAAGUACUCAUUGUUUAUUAAAAGUAAUGUCCACACCCCCUUCAUAUGCUAUUAAUAUAAUAGUAGAAAUGUUACCUGAAUUCCAAAAAUGACCUUACUGCCU